Messenger RNA from Rhodotorula graminis WP1, 6150 nucleotides. RefSeq lists its product as uncharacterized. Gene Ontology annotation, biological process: endocytosis; intracellular protein localization; retrograde transport, endosome to Golgi. Bases 1 to 6150 code for a protein of 2049 amino acids. Gene Ontology annotation, cellular component: Golgi apparatus; endocytic vesicle; membrane. The transcript is spliced from 11 exons. The record is from RefSeq and is a predicted model, not a curated record. Lineage: Eukaryota; Fungi; Basidiomycota; Microbotryomycetes; Sporidiobolales; Sporidiobolaceae.
AUGCCCGAGCUGUCGGUCGAUGUCGUCCUCAAGCAUCAGCAGCCCCUCACCAAGUCCCUUGUCGCCCUUGUCACCCCGCCAGCCCCGUCGGCGACCCACCCCGUCAAGCCCGGCCGCCCGGCUCGAGCCCUCAUCUCCCGCAUCUUCGUCACGCUCCUGCGUCGAGGCGACACCAAGAACCUGUUCGACCUCGCCCAGUCGCUCCUUCGAUGCCUGAACGGCUCCGAGACCAAGGGCGCACCCGAGCGCGAGAAGGAGUGGCGCAUCGGCGCCGCCUACGUCCUCGGCGAGGUCUACGCCGCCUACGGCCAGCAGGUCAUGAGCCUCUACGUCGAGAUCGUCAUGGCCACGACGCGCAUCUUCCGCACCUCGUCGUACCCGGUCAUCCUCCGCCAUGCCGCCCUCGUCUGCCUCCGCAAGGUCAUCUCGGUCGUCGCCCGCUCCAUGUCGGACCAGACGACGCGCGACACGCUCAAGGCCUUGCGCGCCGGCCUCGCCGACAAAGCCGGCGCCAUCGUGCGAGGGUGCGCCGACUGCCUCCUCGCCCUCUCGGCCGCCGAGGGCACCUUCGCGACGCUCGCCGACAUCAAUGACGUCCUCAUGCCCGCCUUUCGCGCCGUCGAGCCGGCCGACUUUGUCACGCGGCGGUCCCUGUCGCGCCUCGUCGCCGGCCUCCUCGCCGCGACCCAGGAGGAGGGCAGCGCCGCGCCCGCUCCCGCACCACCCGCCCGCAAGGGCAAAGACGCGGCGAGCGCUGGCGAGGAGGAGGACGACGGCUACCCGACGAUCGGCGCGCCGCAAGCCGGCACCGACGGCCAGGGCAAGACGCUCCUGUCGCCGCUCGAGAUGCUCGCGCAGCUCUCGGGCGUCUACAACCGCUCGACGUCGUCGCGCAGGCUGCGCAACGCCCUCGUCGACGUCUACGGCGAGCUCCUCAAGACGCUCGGCGGCGGCUGGGUCGAGCAGCACUACCCGGACAUCGUGCGCCACCUCGUCGACGAGCUCGGGUGCGGCGCCGCAGCUGGUCUCGGCUGGAUCGGCUGGAGCGCGCGAGCGGCCGAGCGCAUCGACCCGGCCAAGGCCCGGUACGACGCGCUCGCGGCCCGCAAAGCCGUCGGCAUCCUCCUGCGCGACGUCGUCUCGGCCCAGCUCCUGUCCGAGGCCGGCCAGAUCACGGCCCUGCGCGAGGUGGCGACGCUGUACCUCGCCAAGUGGCCGUCCCUCAUGCCCAACACGCCGGGCCCGACCAAGCAGGCGCUCCUCCUCGCUCUCGAGGAGACGACGAGCCUCCUGCGCAGCCUCGGGUGCGCGCCGUCCGCCGCCCAGGACGUCGUCUACGACCCGCUCGUCCGCCUCGCGGCGCACCCGAGCCACAGCGUGCAGGUCGCCGCAGCGUGGGCGUUGCGCACCCUGUGCAGCGCCGCGCCGAACCGCCUCGCCGGCGCCAUCACGCACGUGACCGACCUCCUCAACAAGGACCUCGCCAUCAUCUCGAGCGGCGGGCCGAGCAACAGCGCCAACGUGCACCGUCGCGCCGUCGGCCACGCCCACGCCCUCGGCGCCCUCAUCAACCUCGUGCCGCACAAGCCGCUCUACGUCUCGUUCGACGCGUCGGCCAAGUGCAUGAGCCUCGCGAUCCAGCUCCUCAAGCAGAGCGGCAACCACGAGCUGCACGUGUCGGGCGUCGAGAUCCAGGUCGCGUGGAUCCUCGUCGGCGCGCUCAUGAGCCUCGGCCCGACCUUUGUCCGCCUGCACCUGCCCCAGCUCCUCCUCCUGUGGCGCAACGCCCUCCCCAAGGCGACGAGCAAGGACGCGAGUGCGGCCCAGGUCCGCGGCGCCAACGAGUGGGCGUUCCUCCUCCACAUCCGCGAGUGCACCCUCGGCGCCAUCCUCAGCUUCCUGCGGCACAACGGUCCCUCGGCGUCCCGCGGCGGCCUCGUCACCGAGGACGUCGCACGUCGACUCGUCCAGCUCCUGUCGAACGGCCUCGCGUUCCAGCAGUCGUUCGCGACGGCGCACCCGUCCCUCGUCCUCGACCAGUCGCCGUCGACCUCGUCUCGCCUCCAGCUCGUCGACCGCGACAUCAUGUACCGCCGCCGCCUCCUCCAGUGUUUCGUCGCGUUCGGCCAGUCGUCGGCGACCCAGCAGCUCCAGAUCCCGCUCCUGCAGCAGGUCGUCCCGCUGUUCUCGGACGUCGAGCGCUACUUCGGCGAGUCGGCGCUGCAGGCGGCGGCGAGCGCCGGAACGUUCACGAGCAUCUGGGACGAGACGGACGGGUUCGCCUACGGCGUCACGAGCCUCGUCAAGGUCGCUGACGGGCUCAACGAGGUCGCAGGCGGCGGCGACACGGGCGCAGCGUCGUCGGCUGCCCUCGCUGCCGGCGGGCAGAAGCUCGCUCGGCUCAAUCGCGACCGAGCCGAGGCGCGUAUCGACGAGCAGCUGCACCGAGCCGUCCUCGGCGCCGGCGAGCACGACUCGCUCGUCCUGUGGUCGCGUCCUGCGGGCGACGCGACGCCGUUCGCGUCGCUCCCCGAGGCGCCGCCGCCCGCCGUCGGCCUUGUCGACGCCGCCCUCGAGCUGUUCGCCCUGUACUUCCCGCUCCAGGAGCCGGCCAACCAGGCGGCGCUCCUGCAGAUCGUCGCCGGCAACCUGCGCUCGUUCCGCCUCGACAAGAACCCCGGCCGCAAGCAGGCCAUCCUCGCCAACGCCGUCACGGCCGUCCUCGGCGCCCUGCGCCUCGCUCGUCGCGCCAUCGACGCGCACCAGGUCGCCAACCCGAUGCGCGAGCUCGUCAAGGAGGCGCUCCUGCACCCGGACGCGGCCUUGCGGCAGGCGGCGGCAGAGUCGCUCGGCCGCCUGUCGAGCCUCGGCGGGACGUCGUUCAUGGCGGGCCAGGUCCAGUUCUGCGUCAACCAGGUCGUCAGCAACACGGACCCGGACAACCGCGCCGGGUGCGCGCUCGCGUUCAGCGAGAUCUACUCGCACGUCGGCAGCCUCGCGGCGGCGCCGGUCCUCAAGACGGUCGUCGACGUUCUCCUGUCGCUCUCGGCCGACCCACAUCCGCUCGUCCACUACCAGGCCCUGCGCUCCCUGUCGACCGUCAUCGACGCCGCGUCGCUGUCGUACGCGCCGUUCAUCAACCUGACGCUCGGCGUCCUGUGCAAGCUCUACAUGCAAGACACGCACGAGCCCGAGGGCGGCACGCCCGGCUCGGUCAACCUGCGCGGCGACCUCCCGGCGUACCAGGCCAUGUGCCGCGUCACCGACGCCCUCAUCGGCGUCCUCGGGCCCGAGCUCCAGGACUCGGAGCGAGUUCGCGAGCUCGUCCUCGUCCUCCUGCGCGAGUUCACGCUCGAGCGCGACGACGGCAUCGCCGUCGAGGCCAUCCGGGCGACGCAGCACUUCCUCAUCUUCGCGCCCGACGCGCUCGACCACGCCGCCCUCGUCGCCAACCUGCGCGCCCAGCUGUCGUCGUCCAAGCAGCCGCUCAAGGUGGCUGCCGUCAACAGCGUGUACCAGCUCGUGCAGCGCGACGCGGCCCUCAUGAGCAAGCUCGGCGGCGACGGCCUCGUGCAAGAGCUCUUUGCGCUCCUCGACGACGACACGACGAUCGAGGGCGUGCGCGACGCCAUCACGUCGUGGCUGCGGCAGACGGCCGACGCCAACCCGUCCGGGUGGAUCGACCUGUGCCAGCGCAUCAUGUCGCGCUCGGCCGGUGUCGCCCAGGCGCAGAAGCAGCGCGUCGACGCUGCAACUGCAGCAGGCGGGCUCGCCGACGAGGAGGCGCAAGGUCUCGGCGUCGACGCCGAGACGGGCGCACGACCCGGCGCCGCGACCGCCCGAGCGACGUCGCGGUGGCGCACGCAGCUCUUUGCGCUCGAGUGCCUGCACGAGGUCUUUGUCACGGUCCUCAAGAGCGGCCGGCGCGAGCACUUUGACGUCGCGAGGGCGAGGGCGGUCCGGGCCAACCGGCGAGGGCUCCUCAUCACCCGAGUGCCCGACCUCAUCAAGAUGGCCUUCACGGCGUCGACGGCGCAGGUCAUGGAGAUCCGCCUCGAGGGCCUCGUCGUGCUCAAGGACGUCAUCGACAACUUUGGCGCCUCGCAAGACGUCGAUUUCGAGGACGCGCUCCUCCUCGAGCAGUACCAGGCGCCCAUCGCGGCGGCCCUCACGCCGGCGUUUGCCGUCGACUCGUACCCCGAGGUGCUCGCGUCGGCCAUCCAGGUGUGCGCCGUCUUUGUCGGGUCGGGCGUCGUCAAGGAGACGAACAAGAUGGGCCGCAUCCUCAAGCUCCUCACGACCGCGCUCGAGAGCUGUCGAGACUCGGACAUGACCUCGCUCGGCGACGUCCAGGACCUGAGCUCGACCGCCGCCAUCAUGCUCAAGACGUCCAUCUUUGCCGCGUGGGCCCAGUUUCAGAGCGCGAGCGUCCGCCAACCCUACCUCGCCGACGUCAUCCGGCCGCACCUGUCGCUCCUCUGCCCGUUCUGGCUCGCGUCCUUGCGCGAGUACGCCCGUGUGCGCACCGGUCCCGAGACGGCCUCGUCGAGCGACUCGAGCGCGGGCGGCGCAGCGUUCGACUCGGUCUACUCGGGCUUGUCGAGGGAGACGGCGCUCCCUUUCUACGAGCGUGCCUGGCCGCAGAUGCUGCACGCCGUCGCGACGCUGCUCAAGACGUCCAACCCGCACCUCCUUCGCGCCAUCGACGGCCUCGACCCGGACGACGAGUCGGCGCCGCUCCCGUCCCCGCACCGAGGCGACCCGGCCCUCUUCUUCUGGGUCCUGUUCGGCCUGUCGUUCGAGGUCCUGUGCUCGUCCGCGUCGGCGGGCGCGACAUCGGCCGCCGCCGUGCAGGCGAUCGCGCUCGAGGCGCUCGUCGGCUUGACCCGCCCGGACGUGGCCGGCGGCGUGCUGCAGGACGUCGCCCUGUUCGACGAGGUCUGCAACCUGUGCCUGCGCCUCGCCAUCACCGAGGGCCCCGAGAUCAAGGCGCGCGUGCUCGAGAUCGUCAUCAGCCUCGCUCGUGGCCUCGUGCGCGACCUGCCCGUCGCCGCCGUCGGCGCCAACGGCGCCGCAGUACCGGCGGACCAGGAGGCGAGAGGCGACGCCAAGCUCAUUCAGUGCCUGCGCGUCGCGACGACGGUCCUGCGCGAGUCGAUCCCUGCAACCACGACCGGCCCCAAGCCAACGUCCGUCAAUGUCGCGCUCCACGUCCAGCAUCUCGUCGCCGCCUUUACCCUGUUCGCCAACCUCGCCGACCUGUGCCCGAGCCCGCUCCGAGACGAGCUCUACGCGGUCGCCCUUUACUCGUACUCGGUCCUCCUCGCCGACGAGAAGACCGAGGUCGACCUCGUCUCGCCGUCGCUCCCGGUCGUCAAGAUCCUUUGCGACCGUGGCCUGUCGGGCAGAGGCAAGUCGUCGACCGUACUGCCCAAGGUCCUCAACGGCCUCAUGAGCGCGUGCAUGCUCAACAUCGACGCUGUCCGUGGCCGCAAGUCGCCUGGCGCCGUCCUUAAGAGCAAGAACAACCUGUUAGCGUCGGUCCUCAUCCUCACCUCGCUGCCGCCGGGCGCCCAGAUCGGCCGCGAGGUCGUCGAGCACGCGUGUUUCCUUACCGGCGAGCUGGCACUCGAGGGCGAAGGCGAGGUGUCGGCGGCCGCGCUCAACUGCCUCGCCUCGCUACUCGUCGCGGCUUCGCGAGCGAACUCGGGCAUCCUCGCCUUCUGCGCGAGCCAACUCGUCCCGGGCGUCAUCGAGCUCGUCGCAGUUGCCGUCGAGCGCAAGUACACGGCCGAGAACCCGCGCGUGAGGGCGACGGACGAGGCGGUCAAGGCGCUGGUCGCCGUCCUCCUGAGCGUCCCGGUCGAGCGCAAGACGCAGUCGCUCUCGGUCGUCCUCGCGACCCUCAUCGUCGCACUCUCGACGCCGCGACCACCGACCCCGCUCCACUCGCUCGCGCUUUCGCACCUCGUCCAGCUCGCGACGACGCACCCGGCACACUUCAAGGAGGCGACGUUGGCGCUGCCCGACGUGCAGCGCAAGGUGCUCGAGGACAGCAUCCGGGCGGCGCUGGGUGGAGGCGGUGCGGGCGCGAGGGGCAGUGCGCCGGUCGACGAGGCGCCGCGGAUCGAGCUCAAGACGUUUGGAUAG